AUGGGUAUUCAUUUCGCAAUUAGUAACCAAAACUCGGCUAAUCUACAGUGUUUAGACACCGAGGCAACGGAGAAAACUUCUUCGCAAGGUCGAUCAACGUCCCCCGAAGACCCAAAGCACGAGGAAAUCCCAGAUGGAGGUCUUUUGGCGUGGACGCAAGUCGUCAUGGGCCACUUGGUCAUCUUCAACUGCUGGGGAUACAUUACGUCUUUCGGUUUCUUUCAACAAUACUAUGUUGAAAGCCUGGGUAUAUCAUCAUCAGACUCUGCCUGGAUAGGCGGUUUGCAGAUGUUUCUAUUGAACUUUGUCGGCGUCUUCUCCGGAAGGACAGUCGACAUGGGGUACUUCAGACAAACCCUCCUUCUCGGGUGCACACUCCAAGUCUUGGGUAUCUUCAUGACUGCCCUAUCAACGAAAUACUGGCAGUUGUUUCUCGCACAAGGUGUCUGCAGCGGUCUCGGACACGGCUUUUUGUUCGCACCAAUCGUCUCUAUCCUGCCGACUUAUUUCAAGAAGCAUAGAGCGGUUGCUGUUUCUCUGGCCACUUGUGGAGCCUCGACGGGCGGUAUGGUAUUUCCGCUCAUUGCCUACUCAUGCCUCAACCGCGUAGGGUUUCGAUGGACCGUCCUGAUUAUGUCCUUUGUUGUGACCUUCAAUGCUGCUAUGAUUCUCAGCUUUACCAAGACCCGUGUUCCGGUCCGUAAACCACGUUCGAUUCUUGAUACGCGGGCGUUCAAGGAACGAUCCUUCACUCUAUUUACGAUAGGCUCUUUCCUCGCUCUAUGGGGGUUGUAUUUCGCUUACUUCUAUAUUGGUGUUUUCGGGCGCACAAUACUUAAUUUCUCCCAAACCCAAUCUUUGUUGUUCAUUAUCGUCAUGAACGGUGUGGGAUUGCUUGGCCGGGUCAUUCCAGCAUUUCUGGCUGAUCGAUACUUUGGAAUACUGAGAACACUUAUCCCUGUAGCUGGGAUUAGUGGGCUACUGCUAUUUGGUUGGGCAGGUGUAUCCUCCACUGAGGGAUUGUUUGGAUGGGCUGUUAUCUACGGCAUUGCGGCCAAUGCUACCCAGAGCCUCUUUCCAGCAGCUACUGGAGACUUAAGUACUGAUCCGACAAGAGUGGGCACCAAGGUUGGCAUGGUCUUUGGUAUCGUGAGCGUAUCAUGUCUCACAGGACCAGUUAUUGGAGCACAACUUGUUGCGAUUCAUGAUGGGAACUUUUUAUAUGCUCAGUUGUUUGGAGGCGCCACGCUAUUGGCGGGCUGCUUAGCCUACGUGUUAGCAGCCAUCACGAAGCCAAAACCAAGCCCCAAUUAG
This is a messenger RNA of Bipolaris zeicola 26-R-13, 1314 nucleotides long. RefSeq lists its product as uncharacterized. Gene Ontology annotation, biological process: transmembrane transport. Gene Ontology annotation, molecular function: transmembrane transporter activity. Lineage: Eukaryota; Fungi; Ascomycota; Dothideomycetes; Pleosporales; Pleosporaceae. The transcript has 3 exons. Gene Ontology annotation, cellular component: fungal-type vacuole membrane. The record is from RefSeq and is a predicted model, not a curated record. Bases 1 to 1314 code for a protein of 437 amino acids.